Messenger RNA from Trametes versicolor FP-101664 SS1, 348 nucleotides. RefSeq lists its product as uncharacterized. The transcript is spliced from 2 exons. NCBI's taxonomy places the organism in Eukaryota, Fungi, Basidiomycota, Agaricomycetes, Polyporales, Polyporaceae. The coding region runs from base 1 to 348 and encodes 115 amino acids. The record is from RefSeq and is a predicted model, not a curated record.
AUGCGGCUCUCCUUUGCACCUGUUGCCUACGCUCUCGUGGCCCUCACCCUCGCCCCGUACACAAUCCAGACCGGCUUCAUCACAGCCUUCACAGGAGCGGCCUGCGACGGUGACGCCGGGGGGAACGUCACCUGCGACGGUUCGUGCCACACGUUCGGCGCGCGGCACUCCUUCCGCGUCGACCCAGGGUCAGGCCCCCACUGCAUGACGCUGUACAUAGAUGCAGGAUGUCUGGCGCAUUCCGAGGGCUUCACGCUCACAGGCCAGGAGGGCGGCUGCCAGAACGUGAACACGGGCACGGACAUUCAGUCCUUCAUCUGCGCGCCGAGCAACAUCUGCCUGGUCUGA